CAUCUCUAAGUCACCAAGAAAAUAAAGCUUUUAGUCAACAGAACCAAAAAGAGCGUAUGCAUGUAGGUCAUUUCUAAAUGCUCUCUGUUCAGCCACAUUUUUCUCUCUUGGUCUCUGUUUCUCUCCAGUGUGACUAGAGGUCACCAUAACUCAGACCCUCUCAUCAGCCAAUGACAAGACAGCCCUGCACAUGUCCACUGAUGCCCCAGACCUUUUAUCUGCUAAAUACCAGCACUUCGCAUGCAAGUGUGUCUGAGUCAGAUUUAUUGGGCGUCUCCGUGUUCCUGUCACCGGAAUGCUGAUAUCACACCUGCUCACGGUGUGCCUGUGAUUAUGGCGCUCUGACACACACACACCUGAGGUAGACUCUCACACCACGUUGCCAUGGUACUCCUAGUUUAGCUUGUGGCCCCUGGACACAUUCCUAUAAAACAUGAUUACUGAGCACUUGUUUAUUUGAGCUGAAAUUCUACAUGAGGAUGGGAUGAAACGGAUAGCGUAGACAGACCGUACAGCCCUACCUAAUUCAGUUCUGCUGGUUCAGCAGUUGGCUCAUGUCUGCGUAAUUUUGUGUGUGUGUGUGGGAGCCACUGCCCUGUUCUACUGGCCUGUAAAUCUACUGAUGUAGUUAAAUCCUGUAGAGACGUUAUAAAUCAGAUGGGGGGAAUAAACCAUAGAGCUAAUCUUCAUUGUACAAUGCAUAGCUCUUACUGUAAGUGUGUGCGAGCCACCAGAGUAGGAGUGAAAGUGUGUGUGUGUGUGUGGGAGGGAGAAAGUGUGUUCUUCAGUCUCUCUAGUCCUUUCACUCCCUCUUUAUCUGUCUCGGUCUGCCUGGGGGAUAGACUGCAGCGGAUGGACCGACUCGAGAUUGGGUGUGUUCACGCAGUAAACCUGAAGUCGGGGGAGCAGUUCUGCAUCUCUGACAGCCGAAAGUCGGACACUAGUGGUUUUCCCGACAGCAAGGCUCCGAUCAACAUGGCUGCCGUUUGUUUUUAUCAUUUUCUUCCGUAUAAGCGUCAAAUAACUGCUCUAUACCCCGAUAUCACACACAAACUGAAAGCAUAACGUGUGUACAAUAAUUAAUUGGUUAGAGGUCUCGUCACUUUAAUGUGUAUCCCCUGUAGUUUCAGAAUCACUUCAGUUCGUCAAGUCUUCGGCCCAUGUUUGUGUGGGUCAAACAAAAACACCCUAAUUUGUUGACGAAUAGUGCCUCCCACAAUACAGUUGGUGAGGAAGCACCCGCAGCGACUUGAAGGCAACGUCAUUAAAAACUGCAUGACCUUGGAUCACAUGAUUUUUGUAAAGUUCAUGCAUUUGGCAUUAGUCGCCAGUCGGACACUUUUUAUCCCCAUAAUGCAACACGCUUUGAAAGGCGUGAGCGGCCAACGUCUUGACAAAAGUGAUCCGCUGUGACCAUUGACUCUCGUUGACCGCAUACUGUGCAGCACCGUAUCAGUGGCCAGGUGAUGGCUCUGAAGAUGAACACCAUGGCCAGUAACAGAGCGAACAUGCUGAGGGAGGUCCAGCUGAUGAACCGCCUCUCUCACCCCAACAUACUCCGGUUUGUAGGGGUGUGUGUUAAUGAGGGACAACUCCAUGCAUUGACAGAGUACAUCAACGGGGGUAACCUGGAGCAGCUGCUGGACAGUGACCGGUAUCUGUCGUGGUCAGUCAGGAUGGGCCUGUCUCUAGACAUCGCUAGGGGCCUGCAGUACCUCCACACCAAAGGCAUCUUCCAUAGAGACCUCACCUCCAAGAACUGCCUGGUGCGUUGGGAGGGUGGCCAGUGUACGGCUGUGGUGGGGGACUUAGGCCUGGCAGAGAAAAUACCGGAGUACAGUGAGGGGGCAGACCAGCAGCCCUUGGCUGUAGUGGGUUCCCCCUACUGGAUGGCACCAGAAGUGCUGCGAGGAGAGAUCUACAACGAAAAGGUGGACGUAUUUGCGUACGGCAUCGUCUUGUGUGAGGUCAUCGCUAGGAUACAGGCUGACCCUGACUUCCUCCCACGCACAGAGGACUUUGGUCUGGACGUCGAGACGUUCCAGCACAUGGUGGGAGACUGUCCACCUGCCUUCCUGAGCCUGGCUGUCGCCUGCUGCAAUAUGGAUCCAAAGCGCCGUCCAUCGUUCUCAGAGAUUGUAAUGGAGUUGGAGAGGAGAGAGACCGAGAGGACGCAGAAAGACGAAGCUGCACUAAAGGAUCUCGGCCCACUGCGGAGGCGCUUCCUCUGUCUCCCCGGCGACCCUCGCCUCUGCCGCAGCAAAUCAGACGUGCUCCCUCCAGCCGUGCUCCCCACUCUGGCGCCUCCCACCCGUGUCAACCCAUUCUCCCUGCGAGAGGACCUAAAAGGAGGCAAGAUCAAACUGUUCGACACGCCUAGCAAGUCUGUCAUCUCUUUAACGUUCACCUUACCCAAACCCUGUACCACCCCCCUCGCCCUCAGACAGGGAGGGGGGUACCCCCCGAGGAAGGCUCCACAGACGCUGCUUAUCCCUUCCUUGCACCCCCCCACCGGAUCUCCUGCCCCCCACCACCAAAGACAAUACCACAGAAAAAACGGGGGUAUUGCCAACUGACCAAGCCACUGAGAAUGAUGAGGGGAAUGUAGAGAACGAGAGAGAGGAGCGGGGAAUUGUGAAAGAGAGAUUUACCUUUGAGUCGAAUGAGUUCGUAGACGAGGAGGAUGUGGAGAGGAGGAAGCGCAACGAGGGCCUCACGGGCGACGACUCGGGGCUUCCUCUCGAUCCAGAGCUGCUGUCAUUGGACCAGAUGAGCGAGGAACAGGAAGAGGAAACUGACCAGGAAGUGGAACCGAUGGAUUGCACCAGCUCCCCUGACACUCUAGAUGGCACUCUCCCUCCACUCUCUUCUUUCCCUACUCUUCCACCUCAUUCCAAACCCUCCCCACCCACCUCCACCACAUUCACCAAUGGCUGGGGUAAUGUUCCCCCCGUCUUCAAUGGUCCUCUCUGCCUGCCCCCCCUCCCCUCCCCCCACAUGGACAACAACAACAGCACCACGGUGGUCAUUAGUCGGCCUCUGGGAUGGCGGGGCACCAACCGGAACCACUCACCUCCUGGUAGGCCCAUUGGGGGCUCUCCCUCGCUGUUCGGGUCCGGUAAUGGUUCUGGUCCUUCUCUGGAGCAGGAGGAGAUGAUCUCGUGUCCCAGUUGCUGUCUGGUGGGUUUCCGGUUCCCCUCUCUGUGUUUCCGCACGCCCCCUCGCCGGAACCCCUAUAAGAACCUGAACAGGAACGGGGACAGUACUGGGGUCACCCGAGGGCUGCUCUAUAAAGGGCCUAAAGGGAUACCGUCCUCCCCUUCCAACCCCGAGCCUGGCCCUGGUCUAGCCCUGCCUGUGGCUCGGACAUAGAGACAAAGAAAACCCUAACCACAGAUCUAGGAUCAGAUUACCCAACCCCAUUAUUCUAACCUUAUUUCUUAGGAGGGAGAGACUGGAAACUGACCUUGGAUCAGUGCCUAUGGGCUACUUCAUUCCAUUCUUACAUAUAGAUGGUUACAUAGCUGCUGGUUGGAAGUCACUGCUGUGCUGGUGGUCUAUGAGUGGUGGGACGCCCUCUGCUGGACUGAGGCGGUAUUGAUAAUGCUGUACUGUAUAAUUCAGUAUCAUGCUAUACUGAUAAGGGGAGUGAGCUGAGGUCUCACAGAUCCCUACAGUGUAGGAAAGCUGGUAAACUGACUGAUUUUAAUAAAGAAGCAAUGACAAUAUUUUCCCUCAGCAUGACAGCACCUGUAUUGGUCAGAGCCAUAUUUAAAUGUAAGCUAAACAUGGCUUUGGUAUUGGACCAAUCCCAUGGGAUAUGUAUUUUAUGAUGUCCUUCUAUGCUGUGGUCAAUGUCUCCUUUUCUGACAGUCACAGUUGUAAGUACUAUUUUUGAAUGGUGGUGGUGGUGUUGCUACGAUGAGGAAGGUUAUGGAAUAGUGUUACUUAUGAAAUGUUGUGUAAUAUGAAUGUUAUCAUUUAGAUGUUUGAUACUGUAUGAUACUGGAACGGUCGAAGGCUCAGCAGUUUGCCUUGUGUUCAGGCUGCUACAAAGCUAUAUGGUGCAACCUGGAGAGGCAAUGAAAGGUUGUGUGUGUGUGUGAUCCGUCCACUGUUCUGUUGAGUGAUAUCUCGCGGUGUGAUCUCUCUUACGGCCCUCGUGGUCCCCGGGACAAAGCACUUAAUUGCGUUAAGGUUGUUUUUUAUUUUAUGAUUUUUUUUUAAAUUUUUUUUUUUAUUUGCGAAUGAAUGGUCAAAGAGAUGUACAGAUUCAUAUUAUUUAAAAAUGGCAUUGAAUAAAACUAUAGAAUGGGA
Molecule: messenger RNA, 4317 nt
Organism: Salmo salar (Atlantic salmon)
Lineage: Eukaryota; Metazoa; Chordata; Actinopteri; Salmoniformes; Salmonidae
Product: dual specificity testis-specific protein kinase 2
Biological process (GO): protein phosphorylation; positive regulation of stress fiber assembly; actin cytoskeleton organization
Cellular component (GO): nucleus; cytoplasm
Molecular function (GO): ATP binding; protein serine/threonine kinase activity
Source: RefSeq, a predicted model, not a curated record